CAUACACAAACACACACACACACACACACACACACACACACACACGCACACGCACACAGAGACAGACGCUGAAGCCCGUUUAUUGAGCCGCUUCGUCCUAUAGCGAGUUAAGAGAGCGAGCGAGAGGAGAGGAGCAAUGGCAACGAAGAAGGCGUGCAUGGAUGUGCCCAAACGGAGCCGGAGUCCGGUGGUCCUGGAGGCGGAGAUGUUUAGUGAAUUUCAAGACUGGUGUCUCAGGACAUAUGGAGACUCGGGGAAAACAAAGACGGUCACCCGGAGAAAAUACAACAAAAUCAUGCAGACAUUGUUACAGAACGACGAGUCGGACGGCGUGUAUGUCGACAACAGCCACAUCAACGCCAAAUUUAAAUUCUGGGUGAAGUCUAAAGGAUUCCAGGUCGGGAACAACGUCCUGGGAGAGCACAACAAGAAGGGGACGUCAGGGAAGCCGGUUCUAUACGUCCCGGUCAAGUCAACGUGUUCGGACGGGGGCUCGGCUCAGGAGAACUCGUCCCUGAAGCGUGUGGCGGUGGUGGAGGACUUCUUCGACAUCAUCUACGCCAUGCAUGUGGAGAUGGGGGCCGACCCUGGCCGGGCGCCCAAGCACGCCGGCCAGAAGAAGACCUACAAAGCGAUAGCGGAGACCUACGCCUUCCUGCCCAGAGAGGCGGUGACGCGCUUUCUAAUGAGCUGUGGAGAGUGUCAGAAGAGGAUGCACAUCAACCCCAGCACAGCAGAGUUCAAAGAAAAUGAUCGACCAACAUCACUAGUCCCGGACCUCAUCGAUUACAACAUGCCCCUUACUGCCACCUACCUGAAACAAAUGAAAUUACAGUGCAUGUCUAACAACGAAAGGGAUGACACCUCUGUGAGCAGCGAGGACAUGGACACAGCAGAGCCGGUGUGGGUCCCAGCGGAGCAGCCCCCAGUGCCUGAUCUCACCUCCCCCAGUGGAGAGAGGGUCCCCAGCCCGUCAGCCAACAUAAAGGAGGAGGAGGAGGAUGACUCGUCAGAGAGCGGCAGCGCCAACGGGCUGCCGGCCCUGGCGUCCCCCGAGGUCCCGGCCGCGGCUGGGAACGCCCCAGAGGGCGGGGCCCCUUACGGGGAGGCGACGGAGAACGGGGUGAGCGCCCCCCUGGACUUCAGCACCACCUCCUCCUCGUCCUCCUCAGAGGACCAGCAGCCCGUCAACCUGAGCGAGAGGCUUCUGCCCCCGGGCAGCCCCCCGCCCUCCUCCUACCCCUCCGACCCCAGCAGGAAGUACCCCGUCAAGGCGGAGUACAACCACAACAACAACAACAAGUCCCCCCCCUACAGCUCAGGGAGCUAUGACUCUGUGAAGACGGAGCUCAGCAUGAGUGCAGAGGACCUGUCCUCCGGCCGCGCCCAGGCCAUGGACGACGAUGACGACGACCACGACGACCACGACGACAGCGACCGGAUCAACGACGCAGAGGGGAUGGACCCUGAGCGCCUGAAGGCCUUCAAUAUGUUUGUGCGGCUGUUUGUGGACGAGAACCUGGACCGCAUGGUGCCAAUCUCCAAGCAGCCCAAGGAGAAGAUCCAGGCCAUCAUCGAGUCCUGCAGCCGCCAGUUCCCAGAGUUCCAAGAGCGCUCGCGCAAGCGCAUCCGCACCUACCUCAAGUCUUGCCGGCGCAUGAAGAAAGGCGGUUUUGAGAUUCGACCGACACCUCCUCACCUCACUUCUGCCAUGGCGGAAAACAUACUCGCAGCCGCCUGCGAGAGCGAAACCCGCAACGCUGCCAAGAGGAUGCGCCUGGAUGUCUACCAACCCACGGAGGAGCCGGCCAGCCUGGAAAAGCCCGCCUCCAGAGAGCCGGCCGCCCCGACCAGCUUCUCCACCGCCGCCUCGGCCUAUGCCCAGGACCUGCUCUACACCAACGGAGGCCUCAACUACAACGUCCGGGGCUUCGCAGCGGCCAGCGCCAACCAGCAGACCAGCCCUGCUGCAAUCACCAACGGCCCCACAGAUCUGAGUAUGAAGUCCGUGACCCCAAACUGCUCCUCCUCGAGCUCCAACAGCCACGGCCAGGGCGGGGGUGGGGGCGGGGCCUCGGCCCAGCUCAGCCCCCCAGAGGUCACGGCGGUGAGGCAGCUCAUCGCCGGCUACAGGGAGUCCGCCGCCUUCCUGCUGCGCUCCGCGGACGAGCUGGAGAACCUCAUCCUGCAGCAGAACUGAGCCUGAGCUAGGCUAGGCUAGGCUAGGCUAGGCUACACCGUGCCAACACCUUCUCUCCGAGGCUGUCUGUCUGCAUCACUCUCAAGUCACAUGGUUGGAGGGCGGGGGGAAGACUAUGAAUUCCUUUACGAAGGCACAAAACGUUCAAGGGUACAAACUACAGCGCACAAUCGGUCCUGUAGGAGCGGUUCCUUUACCUAAUUGAUGUUUUGUAUUUGAAAGAAAUUUAUCCAAGGAUUGAAAUAUAUCUGUUUACGUUAUGCAUUCAGUUAAGUUUGACCUUAGUGCCACAUUAUCUCAAACCCAUCACCUUUUCCAGCUAAUUCACAUCCCAUCUCUAUUCCCCUCCUUCUCAGGUCUUAAUCUUAAGUCAAUUAGUGCCCGUUAACCCAGUAGAGAUGCAGUGAUCUACCUGGAUCACUGGAUCUGGACAAUUAUCUGCUGAUUACAAAGUACCAGAUUCCCUAAAGUGUGUACAAUUUGGGGGGUAAAAUGGCAUCGUAAAACUACUUACAUUUAUUGCUGCUACAAAUGUGGCAAACUGCCGCUGAACUGCAAACCUCAAUGGCCUGGAUGUGUUGACGUGUAAACACACAAAAGAAAACGCAGAAACACAAGGAGAGGUGGAAUUUAGAAAAUAUAUCAGACAUCUUUCACUCGGGACAUAAUCCGCUUCUGUCUCUCAAAUGACAAAUCUCAAACAAAUCAAUUAACUUUCAUGGAAUCUCUUUCUCCUCUUCUAUUUCGGUGUCUUAUGAUUAGUAGUUGUGUAUUUGUUAUCAUGACUAUCUUUUGGUCAUGCAGACACCUGUCAGGGAAAAGGAGAUUGAAAUAUUGAUUAGUCAACGUUCAGAGAAAAGGUGCAAUAUUUGAGAUAAUCAGUAGAAGAAUCACAAGAGGAAGGAAAAAUAGAGUGACUUUAUCAAUCUGCUGUUCUUUAGUCUGAGAGCCUUCGGGGAGAGUUAAUGGGGAGGAAAGCAGGGGGUACAAUGCCACUUUCUUCUCCUGUUUCCACUGUUAAAGAAGUACAACGAUUUAUCCCAUGCAGCAUUGUAGCCGAUUUCAAUGUUGUUUCUUUUUGUUGUGAGCACUGAUCUUUAUCUCCAACCUCAUGUCUGAGACACUUUUAUCGACUGAAACCAAUCGUUCAGGCGUGACUAAGAAAAGGGACCUGGUUAAAAAAAAAUAUUGUGAUUUAUUGUUGAACGUCUUUUUUUUACUCUAGAGAUUUUUUGGGUCAUUUUGUGCAGAGAUUGUUCAGUGAAAAUAGUUUUCUUGUUUUUUUCUAAUGGCGCGUUGAGCUUACAUGUAGCCAUCUAGGGAGGCAGCCGCUAGCAUGAGGUUGUGUAGAACGAACUGCAUUACGCUGCUAGCCCGCCUCUCAUCCAUAUAUA
Molecule: messenger RNA, 3594 nt
Organism: Gadus morhua (Atlantic cod)
Lineage: Eukaryota; Metazoa; Chordata; Actinopteri; Gadiformes; Gadidae
Gene: nol4la
Product: nucleolar protein 4-like a
Exons: 11
Coding region: 137-2200 (687 amino acids)
Source: RefSeq, a predicted model, not a curated record